This is a messenger RNA of Apis florea (little honeybee), 1128 nucleotides long. Its product is annotated as LIM domain only protein 3. NCBI's taxonomy places the organism in Eukaryota, Metazoa, Arthropoda, Insecta, Hymenoptera, Apidae. The record is from RefSeq and is a predicted model, not a curated record. Gene Ontology annotation, cellular component: nucleus. Gene Ontology annotation, biological process: positive regulation of transcription by RNA polymerase II. Gene Ontology annotation, molecular function: DNA-binding transcription factor binding; transcription coactivator activity.
UUUAACGAGUCGCCGUUCUUGUUCCUUGUUGCAGACGGCGCUCUAGCCGAAAUCACGAUGACGAUGGACGUGAGCAAGUCGGAGCCGAGUAAAAAUGGCGCGACGCAGCACGAGUGCGCUGGUUGUGGGAAAGCGAUCACGGAAAGGUAUCUCCUCAAGGCCAUGGACCUGUUCUGGCACGAGGACUGUCUGAAGUGGUGCUGCGACUGUAGGUUAGGAGAGGUCGGUUCUAGUCUGUUCACCAGGGCCAACCUUAUCCUCUGUAAGAGGGACUACCUCAGGCUGUUCGGGAAUCCGGGACAUUGCGCGGCUUGCAACAAGCAGAUACCGCCGUUCGAGAUGGUUAUGAAGGCCAGGACGAACGUCUAUCACCUGGAUUGUUUCGCUUGCCAACAGUGCACUCAUCGGUUUUGCGUGGGCGAUCGAUUCUAUCUGUGCGAGAACAAAAUCCUGUGCGAGUUCGACUACGAGGAGAGGCUCGCGUUCGCCAAUAUGUCAGUACAAACACCGGCCACGCUGGCGUACAUCAAAAGGCAACUGCCCCCAGCGCCGACACCGCCUGGCCAGAACAUGCAUCCGGGUCACAAUCCGCUGCAACCUCAUCAGGGACUUGGCCAGUCGGUGGGUCAACAUAAUCACGUGUCCAACGGACAAAUGUCGGCGAGUACACCGAUGGUGAACGGGACGGCCAUAGGCGUGGGCGGCCCAAGAGCCCCGGGCGACAUGAACAACAACGGUUUGUCGGGUCCGGCCCUGGGCCCGGUGAAGCCACCGCCAAUGUCCAUGCAGGCGCCGACCAGCUGAAACGAGGUGUCACCCCCCUUGAAGAAGCUCAGAUGUCUCAGCGGUUAUUGAGCCUGUUGACGCUCACCCGAGAGACACGUAACGGCGCAUGGGAGGGAGAGGAGACGGUACGAAGAGAGAAAUUAAAACGCGAAAGUGAACGCGAAGAACCAGAGUGAUAGACGGACGGAUGGACGCGUGUAACACGUGGAGGAAAGACGAUGAGGGAGGGGGUGGUUGAAAAUUCACACGGAGAAGGGGGACGGUUACUCGAGGACGCUUCCGGUUCUCCCGAGACUUUCGAGGUUUUCAGAGGUUGGGAAUAAUCACUGUGAUCGCGAAUUA